Molecule: messenger RNA, 7357 nt
Organism: Xenopus laevis (African clawed frog)
Lineage: Eukaryota; Metazoa; Chordata; Amphibia; Anura; Pipidae
Gene: tesk2.S
Product: testis associated actin remodelling kinase 2 S homeolog
Exons: 11
Coding region: 365-2182 (605 amino acids)
Biological process (GO): actin cytoskeleton organization
Cellular component (GO): nucleus; cytoplasm
Molecular function (GO): ATP binding; protein kinase activity; kinase activity
Source: RefSeq, a predicted model, not a curated record
CUAAUUUAGCUUUGCCAGUCCUUACUCAACUAAGACAUCUAAUUGGUCGAAGCACGUGUAGUGGGCGUACUCUAUUUCAGGACCCAUCCCACCUCUUGAAGCUGCGUUUGAUAUCUGCAGAGUAGCUUGUUAGUUCUCGGGAUGGAUGAGAUGGCGGGUAUAUUCUUGUGCCAAUGGAGCAGGCAGAUACUUACGGUAGUGCUCUAAGGUGAAUGCAUUCUCUACAUACGGACAGAGGGAGAACAAGAGUCUGCGCAGGGGUUGAAAACGCGAACUUCCCACUAGUAGCAUUUGACGUAAUCAAAGAAAACAAUAUGCAAGUUGUACUUCAUCAAUAACUCCAGGCCAGAUUUCUCAGGGAGCAAUGGACAGGAAUAAACGCAACUCUAUAGCUGGAUUUCCUCCUCGCCUAGAGCGCAUUGAGGAUGGUGGAGGAGAUGGAGGGAAAGCUCAGUUGGGAAGGGUUUAUACAUCAUCCUACAGUGCCCUCAUCAGUGCCUUCUCUCGAUUAACACGACUCGAUGACUUCACUUGUGAAAAAAUUGGCUCUGGAUUCUUCUCUGAGGUUUUCAAGGUACGCCACAGGACAUCUGAUCAAGUCAUGGCUCUGAAGAUGAACAUACUGAGCAGUAAUCGAGCCAAUAUGCUAAAGGAGGUGCAGCUCAUGAAUCGUUUGUCCCAUCCCAAUAUCUUGAGGUUCAUGGGAGUGUGUGUUCAUCAGGGGCAAUUGCAUGCUCUCACCGAGUAUAUUAAUAGUGGCAACCUUGAACAGUUGUUGGACAGUAACCAAUACUUGACUUGGACAGCGAGAGUAAAACUGGCUCUUGAUAUUGCUCUGGGGCUUGCCUAUCUUCACUCCAAAGGAAUUUUCCACCGGGACCUCACGUCGAAGAACUGUUUGAUAAAGAGUGAUGAAAGUGGAUAUUCUGCUGUGGUGGCAGAUUUUGGGCUGGCAGAAAAAAUUCCAGAUAACAGCGAGGGAAGUGAGAAGCUUGCUGUUGUUGGGUCACCUUACUGGAUGGCCCCAGAAGUUCUGAGAGAUGAACCCUAUAACGAAAAGGCAGAUGUGUUCUCCUAUGGUAUAAUCCUUUGUGAAAUAAUAGCCCGAAUACAAGCAGACCCUGAUUAUCUACCACGCACAGAGAAUUUCGGCUUAGAUUAUGAUGGCUUUCAACACAUGGUGGGAGACUGCCCCCCUGACUUCCUUCAGCUCACAUUCAACUGCUGCAAUAUGGACCCAAAACUCCGUCCUUCCUUUGUAGAUAUUGUAAAGCAACUUGAGAACAUUUCAAAUCGUUUAAGAAAUGAGGAGGCAGAAAGUGAGAGAAAAGAGAGUGACAAUAAUAUAGAGCCCAAACCUAUCUCUCUUGCUAAAGGGCCCAAUGACAAAUGCCAGGGGGUAAAACGCCUGAUUUCCAUGAUGCCUCAGGAUGACGAAAUUCCUCAGAAGUCCCCACGCCCCAGAAGAAACAUUACAUUAUCCCGCAGCCAGUCGGAUAUUUUUGCAUGUAAGCCACUGCGAAAGGUCAAUGUGCAGGACCCAUUCUACACGCCAGGCAAGGGAGCUGUGCGCAAAGUUAAUCCUUUUAGUGCCAGGGAAGACUUAAAAGGAAAGAUCAAAUUCUUUGACAUGCCUAGCAAAUCUGUUAUUUCUCAUGUGUUUGACCUACAUUCACCCAAAAGAGAUGGAUCUCUGGUAGCAGGAACAAGCGGACAGUUAUGGCAGCUAUUAAGUCAGGACACCACAGACUUCUCUGUAAUUCCCCAAAGACGUUGCAGAUCUUUGCCAGUGUCUCCUGAGCUUUUUAGAAAGGAAUGUACAACUUCAGGGCUCUCCUGUAUGGUUGGCAAAUGUGAUCCCACACAACUUGGGUCUGAAGCACGACAAAAACUCCUCUCAAGUGUCACGUAUGGUGUGCAAGAUAUCCCUCCUUUUAGGCCAAGAUCUCCUGAGUAUUUGCAGGUAAAUGAUGAGUCUAUGGAUUGCACCGAUGCAACUUUCCUACAGGAAGCAAAUGGAUUUUGCCCUGGCAGAACGGAGACUAAAGUGCAAAUGUACAAUAACCAGCUGCUGGUCAGUAAAAAAAAGCAUGCACUCUGCUCUCAAAAUUCUAUCAAUUCAUAUUCAGAGGAGGAGAAAUCCAUAGAUGUGUUCCCAAACUAUGAAGCUAUGGAAAUUUGAGGAGUAAACGAGCCAGAAUCUUUCCUCUGCUUUGUCAGCAUCCUCUAUUCGCUGCAGUAGCCCACCCAGGGUUGGAGGUGUCACUUUACUACCUUUAUAGAAUAAUGUUCCAGAUAGCAAGGAGGCUCCCUCUUUGUCCAGCUGCAGGAUUCUGCGCUGGAUAAGCGCUGUCAAAAUGUGACUUUUUGCAUUUCUUACUGUGUUGCAUAAUGAAGCAUCCAGAGCUGCUUCUGAGGUUUACAUUUUAAUUUAUCUUGCCUACAGGUUAUUGUAGCAGAACAUGGAUACAGCAUAGGAUUUCUAUUAUACAUGUAAGUGUGAAUGGGCUGUCUUACUUUCUGGUCAAUACUAAUCUGAAAUCAAACAUCUUAAGUAGGAGCAUUCUUGAGUCUUUAAUACUAUUUAUUCCUUGGUAAAUGGCAUUAUAAUCUUUGGGCCAGGCUUCUCUUAUAGUAAUUCAGAUUGGAAAAGGAGGAUUCAUUUCCUUUAUUUUUAACCAGUUUCUGAUUCUAAAGUUACAAGAGGAGGCCAUGUGCCAUGACUUCACUAAAAUAUGUUCAUAAGGGGUCUUCUGCUUAAAGGAGGGAUGUAGCUGGAAAGGGAAAAAGGUUUUGUUUUUUUUUUGCAACUAGCAACCCCUGUAUUGAUGAGUUUUCUAGUUCAGCAGGAGGACAUCGGUUGGAAAGUAGUCACACUCUUCUCUUUUCACACACUUUCUGGUAGAGCCCCUUGUGGAUCAAUUCCAGGGUGCCCUCCAGCUUUUGCUAGCAACCCCCAGCAGCAAUAUAUUCCAGGAGCUAAAGUCUGACCACUGGAUAAACCUCCUGCUACUUUAAUAGCACAUAAUUAAAUAACCAAAGUAAUAAAUCAAGUAAAUAGUAACUCCACCAUGACACCAUUUCAUUGCCACUGAGAUUUUGGCCUUUCCAAAACCUAUUUGUACAGUGUUUUAAGGUUUGCUUUGCUUUGAACGUCACAUACAAGGACCCAAGGGCUAUGUCUUAAGUUCUGCUGUAAACUAGGUGUUUGUGCACACAUGCGAGUAGAUGUGUCAUUUACCUAUAAAACUAUAUACCAUGUAUAUAGGAAGCCAAAGAGCAUUCCUGCCAUAUUUAUUUUUCAUGGGGAAAAAAAAAGGUGGCAUAUAGAGUUUCAGCAUUGUGUCUGUGUAAAGUCAAGGUUAACUAAAAGGCAAGUGAACAGAUCAUGCCAAUUACCUUAGGCUGAUGGCACAGACAGCAUUUUCUUUGCUGCCAUAUUUUGCCAUAAGGUCACACUUGAAUUGAAAACACUUGAGAGCUUUUCAGUGUCAAACCACUUACAUAAAAGAGAAUGGGGGGAGGCUGGGACUGUAUAAGGCACUUUUUUGCUGGCUCAAAUUGUGACUGAGAAAAUGCCACAUGCCAUCUGCCCUAUAAUGGGGAGCAAUGUGUAGCUUUGUUGAUGUAAGCAAAUAAGCACAUCCUAAAGGGGGAUGUAUAGGAUGAUCUACAGUGAUGCAUUCUAAGACCUAUAAAGGAAUCAAAUCUAGCUGCAUGCACUAGCUCAUAUACCAGUGUUCCCCAAUAGUUUUUUUUUUCCUUCAGAAAAUUUCUUGAAUUAAGUCAAAAUAUUAAUGAUGCAGCACCAAAAAAAUGUUAUCUAACACAUGUGGGUGGAACUUCCGUGGAUUAUGGUGAUCCACCAAAAACAACAUGGGGAUCCAUAUUUGAGUCUCAACCCAUAGUUUAAGAAUCCCUGUCCUAGCCAGUGACACACCUAGCAAGCCAGACAGCAUUUUAAAGUCCAUGUUGGAGAGAGACGUUAAAUAGCUUACUAAAAAUUAAGCAGACGUUCCAAAUAAAGGCUAUGGCUCAUGGGGUGUUUUAUCCACUGCUGCCAUCCAGUGGAAAACAGCAGUGUUCAAAACUCUCCUGUCUGUCAUUCUGAUGUAGUACUUGGUUUCCUAGUGAUGCAGGACUUUACUGUGACGUUUCUGGGGAAAAAAAAGAGAGAAAGCUGCCAUCUUUUUCUGUCAGAUGCUCUUACUUCUUAGCUUUAACUUCAGCAUGCUUUCAGGCAACAGGAAGUGAUGCAAUCUGAUGAGACAUAGUUCCUUUUGCUGAGCCAAGCUACCCAUGCAGUUUCAUUCUGUAGUUUGCUUACUGGAUCACCCUCUGCCUAGACUGCCAUUUAUUGAGGUACAUGACUUUAUCAUGCCUUUGUGAUUGGGCUUAAGAAUGAUUAUAUAUUGCUCCUUCAUGAAUGGGGGUCCUUCAGACCUACCACCAACACUGUGCUUCUAUAAUUCUAAUACAUAGCAGAUGUUGAGUGGAAUGAUGAGUCGACGCAGUCUGUACAUUUUCUGUAAGGUCUAAUAAAAUCUAAAAUGUAGAGGUGCCUGCAUCCUACAGAGUGGAAUAUAAUUACACUACUAUGAACACAUAAAAGCUUUAGGUCCCAGACACGCCUUUAUAAAUAUAUACACUGGUUUAUACAAUUUUGGUGAGAAUGUUUAAAUGCAGAUGGCUUUUUGGCAGUGAAGCAGAAAUGGCUAUUAGUCAUACUUUGAUGUUUCACAACAAGUUCCUUCCCAAAAUGUAGAUUUGCACUGACUUGAAAUCUGCUUUCCUGCAUUUAUAGGGAAGAACGGCAAUGGCUGAGCCACAUCAUCGUGCUAUUGUGUUGCUCUUGCCUUUUCACUCCAUCUGUCUCCAUCUUGGUCUGCUGUUUCCACCAUUCAUACCUCAGAGCUUUUGCUCUGUGGGGCCCAUGGCAGUUGCCCCUAUAUGCCACUAUUAGUUUUGUUUUUAUUCAUUCAAAAAGACCAUGUGGCUGCAUAUUGGGCCCUUUUACACAUGUACCGGCAUUUAAGAGGUUUGUUAAUUCAGUCUCCUGUACGAGUCUGUAUCCACAAGUGAAUAUAGGGGGGAACUGGGCUGGUGGGCCCCUCCGGCCCAAACCUGCUAUUGCCGCUGCCCCAGUCAUGGCUGCAAGCAGGAAAAAAGGAAUGGGCUGGAGGGGGGGUUGCAGCUUGGGCAAGGGGGCCUUAAGUGUCUCUUCUGUUAGGGGGGGGCUAAAGCAGCAGCCCUGGUGCACACAUAAAAACUGAUGAAAUUGGGCAUCAGUUGAUGUGCACUUCCAUGGAAGAGACUAGAAUCAAUUAACCCAACACAGGAAAAAUACACUAGGCAUUAAGAGCAGAUACAAACAGUCCAUCACUGUAUUGUGUAGAUGGCUGAUCAAGGAACAGCAGAUAUAAAGUAAAGCAGAUAUAAACAAGUCUGUACACGUGAGCAUAUAGAGUUGUGUAAUUACUUUUAAUACAACUGAAUAUGAAAUCCUUUGAAAACUUUGGGGCACAUCUGCCCUCUUCUGGUACCACUGAGUAAAAGAAAAUUAGCAGAUACUAAAAGAGCAGGAUGUAUAAAUACUUUCCUCCUAAUGUUUCUUUGGCUUCUCUGAGGGUAUUAUACUGGCCCAGCUUGCACUUUUAGUCUUGUUUAAGCUGCUUUUGUUCUGAAAAUGGCUACUACAACCUGCAUUAUCUUCUUCCUCCUACUGAUUUCUUAUCCUGCCAGCAAGGAGCAAUUAAAAGUUUAUAGCUUUUAGAUGCAAAUUUCAGAAAAUUGUGCCAGCAGAAUAUUCACUCGUGCCAAGCACAAUGCAGUAAAGGCCUUGUAAGACAGCUGACUCGCACCAGAAACCAAAUGCUGUAUUGUUUAUAAGUUAAAAUGUUCCUUCAUUUAUCAUGUAUUUGGACUUAUUUUCACCAAGGGCCUUGGGGGGAAAAAAACAAAAUAAUAUGAGGGUAAUAGUGUUGUAUUUAUACCACAUGGUGUUGCCAUUGGAUUUCUGAGCCAUCUGACCACCCAGGGUAUACUGGGAAAUGUUUUAUUGUGGGUUAGCUGAAGCAUAUACAGAGCUAUGUAAACCUAUGCUUUUUGUGUGGCACUUGCAGGCUGCAGAUUUUCCAUCUGCUGAUUCCCAAGAUAAAGAGAAAUGGUUCCCUUUCUUGUUCUCUGAGCUCAAAGGGUUUUUGGGAGAAUUGGAGUGACCCUAAGCAGGAAUGUGGCCAUGUUUAUCUCCCAGCACAGACCGUUUUUAACCUAUCUUUACUAAUACCUUUGAUUUUUUCCGAUAUGUUCCUCAGUAUAAGGGCGAUGGCACGCAUGGAGAUUAGUAGUCCGUUCUAAAUCUGCUUUACUGCAGCCUAGUAAUCUCAUCAAAAUGCUUUCCCACCAGCACUACUGUAAAUCACCAUUUCAGCUAACUGAAGCAAUGCAUCUGUUUUCCCAAAAGCAAUUUAAAUUCUUGCCAGUGGGAAAGUAUUUUCAGAUUAGUUGCCUGUGGUAUAGCAGAAUUAGCACUGACCACUAAUCUCCAAGUGUGCCAUAGCCCUAAAUAUAUAGAAUAGCAUAUAUAGGCCAUAGGGUGGGUGCAACAAGUCGGCUUCAUGCCUACUGCGAAGGGAACUUUAGUCUUUAUUGUGCCUCCCAAAAUGUAUAAAUAUGUACAAAUCUAGGAUUAAGUGUUUUUAUGUGUUUUAAUGAAUGAAAUGGUUUCAGAUAUGAAAAGAAUGAUCGUCUGUUCAUCGUUAUUCCAUAUAAACAUCUGUUUAACCAGUUUUAUUGUUUUAUUUUGUAUAAACUACUGUGACAUCAGUAAAUGACUGACUUAAAAAUGGCCCACUCCUUAUUCCCCUGGAAGGCAAUCCAGAUCGGAGUUUUGGAAAUGACCUCUAUGUUUUGCAUGAACCUUUUUCCUAAUCUGAUGGCUAUGGACACUUGAAUACUUGUUGUUUGCACUUAUGUUCUGCUGUCACUACAUUUCUAUGCAAGACAUUUGAUGUUCAGUCAGCCUUGGUUUUGAGACACUUUGAGAGAUGGUCUAUUUUCAUAUUUAUGAAGGCGGUGUAUUAAGUCUUAAAAUCAGCCAUUUUGUACAUAACAGAGAUGUAAUUAAUAUCUUAGGAGUAUCAAAGAGCCUUGGAAAUGUAACACUGCCAGUGAUUUACUUAUUAGGCCGAAGUCAGUUUAGUCAUUGUAUGUAUAUUUAUUAACCAUGUGCUUCUUCACUCUGCCAAUGAAAGUUGUGUACAUGUUUCUUUAAUGGGCAACCAAAGACUUGGGCUAACAUUUUCCAUGAUGACUGUAUUGGAGUAAUAUUACUUUCAGAUUAAAGUGUCUCAUGUAA